UCUGUUCCGUUUCUGAAGACGAGAAAAGGUUUAAAGUUGGCGAUGUCUCCCGAACACACACAAACCCCUGCUCCCUGUCGUUGAUCUGCGCGUCAUCGUUCCGCGAACGCCAAGGCCACCUCCCCCAGGUUUCAAUUUCCUCUCCGCUCGAGAACCUCGGCCUUUCGUCGUCAACAACAUCAUGACAGAGGAUUCUCCUCCUCCUCCUCCUCCAGGGAGGACGUUCUCUCCGCCAAAAGGCCCUCCGAGGAGGUCUUUGACGGUCGAUGAAUCGGCACAAUACAGACAUCGGCCUCCAAACAACCGCUUCUCGACAUCUCAAGAUGCGCCGGCACAAGGCAUACGACGGAGGAGUUCCAAUUUUUCGGAUUACUCGCUGAGAGAAGCGAGGAAAUCGUUUCAAUCGUCGACGGAUAAUCUGCUGCUCCCAAAGCCAAGUGCUACGGGCUUAGAGCCAAAACAUGAGUCCUCAAAUUGGGAUUCGGCGCCACUGGCGUUCGCGCUCUUGCCUGCGUUGGGAGGAAUGGUUUUUACGAAUGGGAGCUCGGUGAUCACGGAUGUCAUGCUGUUAGGACUUGCUGCUAUCUUCUUAAAUUGGUCGGUAAGAUUACCAUGGGAUUGGUAUCAUUCUGCACAGGAGAUUCGAAAGAAGGAAGAAUAUAAUGGGGAUACAUUGAUCAGCGAAGAGAGCGAGGGUGAUGAUGCUCUGAGUUUCUCGCAGGCGACCCUAGAAGAAGUUCCAGAAGACGAGCAGGCAGAGCCAGCACCGAAACCAGUACGAAGACUCCCUGCUCACGAAGCAGCUACAAAUGAGUUAUACACACACGAGAUGCUAGCAUUGCUCUCCUGUUUCCUGUUCCCGUUACUUGGAGCAUACCUCCUUCACACUAUACGAUCACAACUCAGUCGGCCCUCUGAAGGUCUCGUCUCAGAUUACAAUCUCACCAUCUUCCUCCUCGCAUCCGAACUUCGACCCAUGGCCCACUUAGUGAAGCUCAUUCAAGCACGAACCCUCCACCUCCAACGAAUAGUAAACACCAAUCCCUACGAUACCGUAUCCGGCCAAUCCACCUCCCCAGACGUCAAAGACCUCACCCGCCGCCUCGAAGAUCUCGAAGCUCGAAACUCGAUAGCUGCGACUCCUUCAACAUUAGAACCAACACUUAACGGCAAACAAUCUGCCAUAAUAACAACAGAAGUACGACGGGGCCUCCAACCAGAGCUCGAUGCGUUGAAUAGAGCAGUCAGGAGAUACGAAAAGAGAGCUACUUUACAAGCCUUCCAGACCGAUUCUCGACUCCACGAACUAGAAGCUCGACUCAACGACGCUAUCUCGCUAGCCGCCGCAGCAGCCAACACUGCGCAACACAAGAGGGGCUUUACGGGAGUGCUGAUCGAGUGGGCCGCUACGGCUGUUGUAUUACCAGUCCAAGCUGCCGGCUGGCUGAUCGGACUUCCAUUCCGGAUCACAGCGUCGAUCUUCAAUUACGGAAAAGCCAAGGUGAAAGGGAAACAAGCGGAGAAAGAUAAAGGGAGGAAGGUCAUUAAUGGGAAUGGGAGGGCGAGUUCCAAAAGUAGGGUGCAAGUGAGGAGUGGGAAGAGAAUCGCGACUUGAGUAUUUGAAUUUCGAUUGGGAGGGUGGGAAAUGGUAUACCCUGGGACCAAAAUAAGCGGGGAGUAUGGGUUUGAGGAAUUUUUCCUUCUGUUUGAGUAUGUAUCUAUGAAUGUUGAAUGAUCUUCUU
Messenger RNA from Mollisia scopiformis, 1742 nucleotides. RefSeq lists its product as uncharacterized. The record is from RefSeq and is a predicted model, not a curated record. The transcript has 2 exons. Lineage: Eukaryota; Fungi; Ascomycota; Leotiomycetes; Helotiales; Mollisiaceae. Bases 182 to 1615 code for a protein of 477 amino acids.